This is a messenger RNA of Trichobilharzia szidati, 1802 nucleotides long. The record is from the annotation of a GenBank genome assembly. NCBI's taxonomy places the organism in Eukaryota, Metazoa, Platyhelminthes, Trematoda, Strigeidida, Schistosomatidae.
AUCACUGUCUAAGACCUUGAGUCAUCUGUAUUGGUCGGGUGAGUCAUCAGCCUGACUGGCUAAUCGUUCGUGGUGAUCACAUAGGAGAAAUGAAUCAAAGUCAAACAUCAGGUGACCCUUUAACCACAGAAUCCGUUCCACCUAAAGUAUCACCUGCACCUCGCCCUACAACUCUAAAUAUUCUGUUGGAUAAUACAAUUAAGAGUCCUGCGUUGUCUUCCUUUCUCACUCCUUCUCUAGAGGAACUCCAGCCAAUACUGCGCUCAGAAGUGGAAAAAAUUCUCCAGCAUCUUAAAGCCUCACCGCAGACCCCAGGAAGUUUCCUUAAUCCCAAACAUGUCACAGAAGAACAAGAAAGAUUCGCGAAUGUGUUUACCCAAAAACUAAAUGAGCUUAGAGAUGCUUCUGGUUUGGCAUCCCUAACAGCAGCACUUAGUCCUGUUACAUCAGCUGUCAACAGUAAUAGUCUCUACAAUGUUAAUCUGGCCGAUAUAACCCCCCAAAAUCUCCCGAAUUUCGCUGAAUUAUGCCGCCAGGCAAGUCAGGCAGGGAUGAACACAACUCCGGCACCAAUACUUUUCUACUCACCAACUUGUUUCGAUGCUCAGUCAUUGUCUGGUGUUCAAACUGUUACUCCUGGCAAUCUUGUUGCUUUCCAAUCACCCCAAACUGAAUCACUAAAUACAACUAGUGAGCCUAGUAUCACAUUUACAAACCUACAAAAUUCGCUUUCUAUUUCUCUUCCUAAUACUUUGCAGCAGUCUUCAGAUAGCGAGGUUGCUACCGUUCAACUAGCAAACGGCCUACGUCUUGGAAUAUCAACUAACGGGGCUUCACAAGCAUCAGUCCUCCAAAUGCUGGGUAUUGAACCUCAAGCGGAAAUUGUUCAUCGUUCUCAGGUAACCAACCAACCAAUUGAACAUGCUGUUUGGCCUUUAAAUAUCCAAACAAACUUGCCUCCAGUUGAUACGACAGAAAAUCAGCGAACUGUCUCAGUAACUUCACCGCAAGACCCAGAUGAUACCCGUCCCUCUUCAGUCGAUAUUGGUUUAGAUCAGAAUGACAAUAUUCCUAACAUCAGGUCAUCUUCAGUUUCUUCCGUGUCAUCUUCUUCCCAAGGAAAUAGUUCGAGGAACGUCGCCGGAUCUAAUCUGAAGGACACUCGUUUAGAUCCUUCGGAACAGUCUCGCAUGCGUUUAGAGCGAAAGCGGGCGAGAAACCGUGACGCUGCGCGCAAAUGUAGAGAAAGGAAGAUUCGGUUAAUUAAAAGUCUAGAGAAAGAUGUUAUUCAUCUUUCUGAAGAAAACAAAGCACUGCGUAACCGAUUAUCUCGCAGUAGAAUAGAAGUGGAGCGUUUGAAAAUGUUCGUCGUCAACCACCUUGAUAAAGAUUGUCCUGCUUUGUCUGGUAAAGUAGCUUAAGCAAGCUUCAAUUAUUAUUAUUAUUUAGGUUUAAAUUUGAUUCUCUAAUAAUUUUGUCCUUUAAUCUUUCAUGUGAAGCGCCACAUAAUAUAUGGAUAUUUAGUUCUAAAAUAUUUUCCGUACAAUUUACAAUCAGUUUGUUUCGCUUUUUGCCAUUUAGAAGAACUAAACGAUACUACACUAUAAUCAUGUGGUUUCGUCCUGUGUAUUCACCCGUUUAGUAACAUUCACCUUUUAGCUCCAUUGUACAGUACCACCUACCUCAUCACCAUUUCCAUCUAGAAAUUACCCGAUUAUAUGUCAGAUUAUUAUAUUUAAUAUUCAUUUCUCGAAAGAUUAUCCUAUGCACUUUUACGAAAUAUUAAAUUCUUAACUUCAGUA